This is a messenger RNA of Crotalus tigris (Tiger rattlesnake), 2631 nucleotides long. RefSeq names its product vomeronasal type-2 receptor 26-like. Gene Ontology annotation, cellular component: membrane. The transcript is spliced from 7 exons. NCBI's taxonomy places the organism in Eukaryota, Metazoa, Chordata, Lepidosauria, Squamata, Viperidae. Gene Ontology annotation, biological process: G protein-coupled receptor signaling pathway. The record is from RefSeq and is a predicted model, not a curated record. Gene Ontology annotation, molecular function: G protein-coupled receptor activity. Bases 1 to 2631 code for a protein of 876 amino acids.
AUGCUACCCUUUCUGUUUCUGAUAUUACUGCUACUGCCUCAGACCAUGUCUGAUGUGCCAGUUGCUACUUGCAAUUUCUAUUACCCUCUGCCAAUAAGUCACCGGUAUUAUCAGCCAGGAGACCUCAGCAUUGCUGGUAUUAUUUCUCAAGUCUAUACAUUUUCUGACCUUGUGACUUUCAAUCAGCAUCCAGCUCACAACCUCCUAGAUGAGAUUGCCCAUUUUGUUGCAAGUUGGACUUAUCUCGCCUCACUGGAGCUUCUCUCCACAUGGAGCAACUUCACCCCGAACUACAAGUGUGAUAGUAAAGAUAAUAUCAUUGCAGUCAUUGGGGGACCAGAUUCAGAUGUUAGUUUCUUUAUGGCAACUAUUCUGAGCAAUUACAAGAUACCGCAGCUUGGAUAUGGUUCUUCUCCUGUGAUUAAUAAACCAUCUCAACAAGUCUUCUUCCAAUGGAUGUUCCCUAAUAUAAAGCAACAAUAUGUGGGGAUGCUGCAGCUGCUUUUGCUUUUCACAUGGACCUGGAUUGGUAUUAUUUUUAUAGAGGAUGACAAUGGCCUCAGAUUUGUACAAAAGGAGCUUCCAAAGUUUUCCCAAGGAGGUAUUUGCUUUGAUUUUAUAGAACCAUUGCCACCUCUAUAUUUUAAAACUGGCAUUCAUGAAAUGGUAGAGUCAUGGGUCAAACUGUACCUCUUGAUAAGUGAUAGCACUGUCAAUGUUGUGGUCUUACAUGGGGAAAUUCAUACUAUGAUCGUUUUGAGAAUGUUUCCCAGAAUUCCAGUAUUUGAAGACAUUCCUAGCAAGACAAAUGGUAAACUAUGGAUAAUGACAGCCCAGAUGGAGUUCACAUCUAUUCCUUUGCAACGAUAUUGGGACAUAGAUAUACUUCAUGGUUCCUUAGCCUUUGCAACUCAGUCAAAAGAGCUGGUAGGUUUCCACAAUUAUCUUCAGAUGAGAAACCCUUAUGUGGAAACCAGAGACGGUUUUAUUAAGGACUUUUGGAAACAGGCAUUUGAUUGUUCCUUCUCAACUUCAUUCAAAGAGGACAAUGUUUGGAAUCACUGUACGGGGAAAGAGAAGCUAGAGGCUCUUCCCAAGUCUGUUUUUGACAUGACCAUAUCCUCCCAAAGCUAUGGUGUCUACAAUGCAGCUUAUGCUGUGGCCUAUGCACUGAAAUCCAUGAGGUCAUCAAUAUUGAAACACAGAAUUAUGUCAGAGGAGGGACAAAAGAAGCUCUUGAAUCAACAAUUGUGGCAGUUCCACCACUAUCUACAAAAAGUGUCAUUUAACAACAGUGUUGGGGAAAUUAUUUCCUUUGAUCAGAACGGGAACCUAGAAGCAGGAUUUGAUAUUAUCAACUGGAUCACAUCCCCAAAUCUAAGUCUACAUCGAGUCAAAGUGGGAAAAUUUGAUCUCAGAGCCCCCAGAGACCAAGUGUUCAGUGUUUCUGCGGCUGCCAUUCGGUGGCCAAAGACAUUUAACCAGACGCAGCCUCUGUCUUUGUGCAAUGAACCCUGCCAUAAAGGUCACAGCAAGACCAAGAAGGAAGGGAAGCCAUUUUGUUGUUACAAUUGCCUUCCAUGUCCAAGACGAAAAGUUUCAAACCAGAUGGAUAUGGAUUUUUGUUACCAGUGUCCAGAGGAUCACUAUCCCAGCAAAGCCCAGGAUCAGUGUAUUCCAAAAGAGAUCAGCUUCCUAUCUUUCCAUGAACCUUUGGGGAUUACCUUGGCCAUUUUUGCUCUUUUAUUUUCCUCCAUCACAGCCUUGGUCCUCAAGGUCUUCAUUCAGCACAAGAACACUCCCAUAGUCAAGGCCAACAAUCGGGGCCUCAGCUACACCCUCCUGGUCUCCCUUCUGCUUUCCUUUCUCUGCCCUUUGCUAUUCAUUGGUCGCCCUCAGAGGGCAACCUGUCUCCUUCGCCAAACUGCUUUUGGUAUCAUUUUCUCUGUGGCGAUUUCUUGUGUGGUGACCAAAACCCUCACUGUGGUCCUAGCUUUCAUGGCCACCAGGCCAAACUCCCAGAUGAGGUCAUGGGUAGGGAAAAGAUUGGCCCUUUUUAUAGUACCUUCCUCCUCCCUCAUUCAAACCAUUCUUUGUAUUGUGUGGCUGGUGAGCUCUGCUCCCUUCCCAAAUCUUAAUAUGCACUCUCUGCCUACAGAAAUGGUCCUGGAGUGCAAUGAAGGCUCCCCUGUCAUGUUUUAUUGUGUCCUGGGUUUCAUUGGUCUCUUGGCUAUGAUCAGCUUUUUAGUGGCUUUUCUUGGAAGGAACCUUCCAGACAGUUUCAAUGAAGCUAAAUUUAUCACCCUCAGCAUGCUUCUUUUUUGCAGUGUCUGGGUCUCUUUUGUUCCAGCCUACCAGAGCACCAAAGGGAAAUACACGGUGGCUGUGGAGAUCUUCUCCAUCUUAGCCUCAGGUGUUGGAUUACUGACCCUCAUUUUCUCUCCCAAAGUUUACCUCAUCUUGAUAAGACCUGAACUGAAUAACAGACAACAACUUAUGAGAAAACCCCAUAAAUAUUAUCAGCCAGGGGAUCUCAUCAUUGCUGGCAUUAUUUCUCAAGCCUACAUAUUUUCUGACCCUGUGACUUUCAAUCAACACCCGUCUCAUAAUCUCCUGGAUGAGAUUGGGUAA